Molecule: messenger RNA, 1181 nt
Organism: Girardinichthys multiradiatus
Lineage: Eukaryota; Metazoa; Chordata; Actinopteri; Cyprinodontiformes; Goodeidae
Exons: 5
Coding region: 480-1181 (233 amino acids)
Source: RefSeq, a predicted model, not a curated record
GAUGUAUUUCAAUUGGUCAAGAGGAUCCAAAUACACACCAAUGCUUUGUAUCUGUAUAAAAAGUCGCCCGUUGAGAACUGAGGGUGGGAGACUUCUGGAAUUGUUGUGAAGAUGUUUGUGCGCUUUGAAUAAAAGUUCCCCCCGUGAGGACUGUGUGUUGAGAGAAAUAGUCCUGAGUACUGUGAUAACUAUUUAGUUCAGUGAUCAGACCGCCUGCUCCUAAAUAUUGGUGGCCCGUACAGGGAGUUCAAUCUACCGGGAGAGGGUUGCGGUCACCCCCUCUGGAGAGCGGGGCCUGGCGGGCUGUGGUUCAGGGCCCACAACGGGAGAGGAAGCUGUUAAUCAUUCGCAUUCUACCCACCUUGUUCCAAUGGAAGACGUGCAAAUGCUAUCAAAUGCUUUGUUACAUAGGGGAAGCUGCCUGCUCGUCUGCAUUCUGAGGUCCAAUAUCAAGUUAACCGUGACAGAACCGUGACAGAAUGUUUCCGCCAAACAAGGACCUCGCGGAGGAGCAUCAGGCUAGCUCCAUUGAUCUCCUUACUUUCCUGUCUCGGGAGGCGGAGAAGUCGUUGCGCCGUUCUGCGGGGCUGUCAGUGCCGCAGUCGGCUUAUGAUGGAACCAGGUUGGCGAUUCCAGUUCCGGGGACAGGUCCCCUUCAUCGCCGUUCUCCGCCUCCUCCCCUGGUUGUGCACUCUGGUCCGGCAGUGAGGCCCACGUCCUCCUCCCGCCGCAAGAAACGCCGAUGUGCAGCGGUUCCGGAGGUGGUUUCCCAGCCAGCCUACGUGAGGGCUGCAGCAAGUGAGCCCGCAUCUUCGUCUGCCACAGCAAUGUCUUCCAGGCUCGCUGCACCUCUGCCCAUGCCGUCUGCGCUCGCUCCAGCCCGGAGUUCUAGGGCAACACCUGCCGAGCUGGAGCAGCGCUUGAGGUUCACUGCUUGCCAAAUCAAGAUCCUCAGGACGACAGGUCUCCUGUAUUUCUCUCCUGAGCUGAUGGAGAGGAUAAGGCAGAUUGAGAUGGAGUAUGAAGCGGCAGUAAGGCUGUUUUACUGCCAUCCUCCAUCAUCCAUGUCAAGUCUCCAGGAAGCUGCUGCAGAGCAGCCCACGAAGUAUGACGCCAAUCCAGAGACUGGCCGUACAAGUAACCUUUUUGAGCGUUGGACUCAGAGACCUAUGCACACAUGA